This is a messenger RNA of Alexandromys fortis (reed vole), 836 nucleotides long. RefSeq lists its product as uncharacterized. NCBI's taxonomy places the organism in Eukaryota, Metazoa, Chordata, Mammalia, Rodentia, Cricetidae. The record is from RefSeq and is a predicted model, not a curated record. The coding region runs from base 1 to 753 and encodes 250 amino acids. The transcript has 6 exons.
AUGGCUCCUGACAGGAUUUCCCAUGAGAGGAAAAAGGAGAACAAAAAGCAUGAAGACCUUCCAGAAGACCACCACUCUCCCCACGGUCAGAUGCUACAGGACAUGGAGGGUGUCUGGAGCACUGGGAGCAAAACUAAGGAGGUGGAAGAAGAGGGAGCUGCAGAGGAAGGACCUUUACUUAGUAAAACAGAACGACGAAAAGAUGUGAAAGGAAACUGUGACAGCAAGGCUGCAGGACGGAGCGGUGAAUUAUCCCCUCCAACAGCAAAGAGCUUCCGAAUACACGACGUGAGUCCUCUUUCUUCUCCUAAUCUGUUGCAGACGGAGAAGAUGUGUCCCCACAGAAGGGCACGUAUGACCCGUCUGCCCCAGCAGGGCCCUUUCCGGCACCUUAUGGACAUGAAGGCAGAGAAGAGAUUGGCAGGCUGGAAGGAACGCCGUAGCCGCUUUGGUGACGUCGGCAUGCACAAGUGCUAUCAGUUUGGACAGAUCUUCUCCCCUUUCCAGGCUCUGGCCACCACGGAGAUGCGAAGGCUGGUGUUGCCCCGAGACUUGCCCGUAAGUUCUCGAAUGCAGAGAAUAAACACUUCAUCCCUCAGUGACAUGAGUCUCCGGGAUUUACCCCUGUCUCCCACAGAGCUGAGCUUGGGAAAGGAUGACAGCCACCACGAGAAAGAGAAAUCAGUGAGCCACAUGAAGACGCCUUUAUUCCCCCCAAUAGUUAAAGCAACAAAAUAUAAUGACAUGAAAUAAAAUUGUAAAACUGCCUUGUGGUCCCUCCCUGCAAGGCUGUGCACGAAAACAGGUAAUAUCAGGGCAUCCAAGACUGUUGAGCC